Molecule: messenger RNA, 1935 nt
Organism: Nematostella vectensis (starlet sea anemone)
Lineage: Eukaryota; Metazoa; Cnidaria; Anthozoa; Actiniaria; Edwardsiidae
Product: prolactin-releasing peptide receptor
Exons: 3
Coding region: 426-1592 (388 amino acids)
Biological process (GO): G protein-coupled receptor signaling pathway
Cellular component (GO): membrane
Molecular function (GO): neuropeptide Y receptor activity
Source: RefSeq, a predicted model, not a curated record
UUUUGUUAUCAACAAUUUUCUAAAUUCUUUUUGUCGCCCUACUUUUACUCAAAUUCGAAAAGAAUGUAUCUCUCCUAACAGACUUUUCGGUUGUUAGCUCUAUCAAUUUAUAACCGCCGUAUACUGAUUAUGUAAGCAACGGAUUUCUCAGAGCUUCAACUGGGGGCAAAGUAAACAAUAACCUCUUCGGUAAGUUGCUGGCCAGGACACGGUGUGAGACAUUGAGUUGAAAUCUCUUCAACACCUCAUAACAUCAAGAACAACUCACGGCGCUCUGCAAGCGGCAAAAGGAAAGUGGAACACUUCCAUCAAUACGUUUACCGUCGGUUAGACAGCGUUACACUACUUGCUAACUUUGAGCGAAAGCGGUUCAGUUACCUGAGAAGAUCACAUAAAAGAAAGCACAGCGAUUAAGUUGUGAAGCCAUGACCGAACCAUUCGGCUCGCCAAGCUCAGGCAACGCCUCUGCAAACUCUAACAGUAGCGCUAUGGAGUUCCCAUCUGAUGUGACCAUCGGUCUCACUGUGUUUGCGUCCGUAUUAUUUGUCCUCUCCAUGAUCGGGAACGUCCUUGUCAUCCAUAUCGUGUGUACCCGCAAGCACAUGCGCACGUCCACUAAUGUACUCAUCCUCAACAUGGCGCUGGGCGACCUUCUCCUCACUAUCGACAUCCCGUUCAUUGUAAAGUGGUUCUUUGUCCACGAGAAAUGGUUUGGCGGUCGUUGGGUUGGGGGAUUUCUCUGCAAGGCGGCCAUGUCCGCGCAGCCCGGCUCCAUCGCCGUUUCUGUGUUCACGCUUGUGUUCAUCAGUCUAGAUCGGUGCUGUGCCAUCCUGUGUCCUCUGAAGAAAGCAAUGAAAGGGUCCGUCCUGAAGAUUAGCAUCAUAGGAAUUUGGCUGGCUUCAGUUGCGUUCAGCGCCCCGGUCAUGAUAGUGACUGGCGUACGAGAGACACCAAAUGGCGUCAUCUGUAAUGAAUACUGGACAGACUACCCAAUGAUCAACCCUAAGGCGUUUAUAUCGGCCUACAUGGUAUGUACUUACCUAUUGCCACUAGUAACUGUGGCAGCACUUUACGCCGCCACCGCCAUCAAGUUAUGGUCAAGGAAGCUUCCUGGAAAUGAGAAUUUACUUGCACAGCAGAAAGUGAAUGCGUCCAGUAAGAAAGCCACUGCCAUGUUGAUAACUGUGGUCGUGGUGUUUGCGGUGUGCUGGUUGCCGUUACAGAUCCGCGAAUUCUUGAAACUGAAUGCGCCGGACUUAGAGAUUCCUCUUCGUGUGGACAUAGUUCUUCCUUGGAUAGGAAUAUCAAAUAUAGCCAUUAACCCUCUUCUUUAUGGUAUUUUUUCUGAAAAGUACCGCCGCGAAUUCGCGAACAUUUUGUUUUGUCGUGUGUCUCAGAAGCACGAGAUGUAUCCUGGAUUUACGACCAUUCCCGACCGCACUCCGAACACCACGCCGAUACUUGAUCGGAGGCGACGAUCCACCUUAUACGGAAAUAGCUUGAGUCCGUGUCCUGACCACAAAAGGCGCUCGACAAGCGAACUUAUCCAACUGAAAGACAUGAACAAAAAGCUAUUCAACGGAAACCGCUGAGCGCUAUGGGAAACCGUGUACAAUAUAAUACCCCGACAAAAGCUUCCAUGAUGGCUGCAUUUUUUUUCGCACCCCCCUGGUUGAAAUAGAGCGUGUGUUAACAUCGACCAACAUUGCUGGCGCUGCUACGCUCGGUUGACCAAAAGACAAAGAAAAUGUUGGCGAACAACGUCAAAGCACCUUCCAGCAUGAUGGACAAUCAGUGCCAACAUUUCUGGGCCAUGGGCUUUACGAUCGCGGUCCCAAAGAGGCUACAUAUACGACAAUAGAAUAUUGAUACACCAUUUCUUAGCUGUUAUUGUUUAUAUCAUUCGACUACAAAAAAAAAUUCCAAUCAACCAUG